This is a messenger RNA of Rhinolophus ferrumequinum (greater horseshoe bat), 2522 nucleotides long. RefSeq names its product tripartite motif containing 44 (gene TRIM44). The transcript has 5 exons. The coding region runs from base 152 to 1189 and encodes 345 amino acids. NCBI's taxonomy places the organism in Eukaryota, Metazoa, Chordata, Mammalia, Chiroptera, Rhinolophidae. Gene Ontology annotation, molecular function: zinc ion binding. The record is from RefSeq and is a predicted model, not a curated record.
AGCCCCCGGCCGCUCCCCGACACGGCGCGGCCCACGCGGCCGGCGACUCCCCGGGGGAAGACCGGCUGGGGAGGAGGACGAGAGGAGGCCGUGCGGAGGCCAGGCGGCGAGCGCGGAGGCCCUGAGGUCUGGGCUUCGGCACCGCACCCACAUGGCCUCCGGAGUGGGCGCGGCCUUCGAGGAGCUGCCACACGACGGCACGUGUGACGAGUGCGAGCCGGACGAGGCUCCCGGGGCCCAGGAAGUGUGCCGGGAAUGCGGCUUCUGCUACUGCCGCCGCCACGCGGAGGCACACCGGCAGAAGUUCCCCGGGCACCACCUGGCCCAGUACGUGCAUGGCUCCGCCCAGGCCUGGACCUCGGGCGCCCAGGGGGACAGCGAAGGGAAGGAAGACGUGGAGGCGAAGGGGGACAACGACAGAGAUGUAGAGGUCGAGAUGGGGGAGGAAAGCGAGUCCGAGGAAGACAGUGAGUCCGAGGAAGAGAGCGAGACGGAGGAAGAGAGUGAGGAUGAGAGCGAAGAAGACAGUGAGGAAGACAGUGAGGAAGAGAUGGAGGACGAGCAAGAGAGUGAGGCGGAGGAAGACAACCAUGAAGAUGGAGAAUCUGAGGCCGAGGGAGAAACGGAGGCAGAAAGCGAAUUUGACCCAGAAAUAGAAAUGGAAGCGGAGAGAGUGGCCAAGAGGAAAUGUCCGGACCAUGGGCUCGAUUUGAGCACCUAUUGCCAGAAAGAUAAGCAGCUCGUCUGUGUCCUGUGUCCGGUCGUUGGGGCUCACCAGAGCCACCAACUCUCCACUCUCGACGAAGCCUUUGAAGAACUAAGAAGCAAAGACUCAGGUGGAUUAAAGGCGGCUAUGAUAGAGCUGGUGGAAAGGUUAAAGUUCAAGAGCUCAGACCCUAAAGUAACCCGGGACCAGAUGAAGGUGUUCAUACAGCAGGAAUUUAAGAAAGUUCAGGAAGUGAUUGCUUAUGAGGAGCAGAAGGCCCUUCACCUAGUGGACAUCCAGGAGGCAAUGGCCACAGCCCAUGUGACUGAGAUCCUGGCCGACAUCCAGUCCCACAUGGACAGGUUGAUGACUCAGAUGGCCCAAGCUAAGGAACAACUUGAUACCUCUAAUGAAUCAGCUGAGCCAAAGGCAGAGGGCGACGAGGAAGGACCCAGUGGUGCCGGCGAAGAAGAGGACACCUGAAGGCUUGCCAUCCCCAGUGGAAAAUCCUUCCUUCCCCGUGUGUAUGUGACAGAGUGUAUGUAACGGCUUCUGAUUUCUGUGAAAGCUGCCCAGCAACCAAGGUCCUUCCACCGGAAUCGUCCCCAGCUCCACAGCAGGCACAUGUGUCUCCAAGGGACGACCAGUUUUAUGCUUACUGACUGUGCUUCUCAUUCUCCCACCGUGGUAGGUCAAGGAAGAAUGCCCCUUUGAUCACCCAGCCAGGAGCAAUUAAGAAGGGUCCUUCGGGUAAUCCCUCAGUGGCUGCUUUGAACUCACUCAGGAAAGUCAGCCCCUGUAACGUUGUACCCUCAAACAGUACCUCCUCAUUAAGAAGGAUCUGGAAUAAUCUUGAAGGGCAGUCAGAAUUUUUUUUCCUACUCGCUAAUAAAACCCACUUCAUUCAUAUUGAAGCAUGAAACAACUGACGGCAAAGUGGGGCCGCACCCAGUAGAUAGUCUCCAAAGUCCAGUUAUGCAUGUGUGAAAACGUGUUUCAUGAAAUAAGGUGGAUGGCUUGAAAACACGGUUGGAGAAAGAGUUCAUAUUGAGAAAUAUAGAGAUAUUUUUAGUACAUGAGGUUAUCAGGACUUCAGAUUCAUAAUUCAGUGCUGUGGAAAUGGAAAAAAAAAAUGAUUGAAGAGGUAGCAAGGAAAUGACCUUAAAAGAGAGGACCAAAGACAUCUGAUUAAAAGUUGAAAUCAGUAUUUCUGAACUCAAAUUGCCUGAGUCUCCAAAAGAGUCUCUAAAGGAUCUGAUGGAACCUGAAUUAUUUGGGUGAAUUCUGCAGGUUUUGUGGAUCUUGUCCCGUGAAAGGCUGGAGGGUAUCUUACCAAAUGGGAAUUCUGUGUAGGUUUUCGCCCCCCGCCCCCAGCCUCGCCUACUUUGGCUUAAAUGCAAAGUGGGGAGAAUUGUCGUCCCUCUGUCGUGUGCUGAAUCAAGCUCCAAGCUCCGUGUAGUCCAGCUGGAACCCCUCUCCCCUUGGUACUCCCCACUAACAAACCUUCAGCUCAUCUGCCCGCCCUGCCCUCCCCUCUUCAGUCACGUGAGCGCAGAUCCCUAGUGGUUGGACUUCUGGCCGUGCCCCGCCCCCAGGUCACGUUCCCUGACAACCAAGUUGUUCGAGCUGAGAGGAGCAGUGAUGUCUUAGAGAAUCCAACACUGCAAGCUCAGUAACACUUAACACACGGUUCGGCGUCAGGGCAUGACCUUAUUUUUAGAUAAAACAAACACUGUUACAUUAUGAAAUAGGACGUCAUGCGCAUAAAGUGAGUGAAGAUGAAACGGGAGACUUCGCAGGCCAUUGGUACUUGCAG